This is a messenger RNA of Stylophora pistillata, 2552 nucleotides long. Its product is annotated as solute carrier family 35 member H1. Lineage: Eukaryota; Metazoa; Cnidaria; Anthozoa; Scleractinia; Pocilloporidae. The record is from RefSeq and is a predicted model, not a curated record.
UAUGGAGGCUGAGGUGUACAAAAUUUAUCACGAGUUUUCGUUACAUGCUGAAUUGAGAUAACAUAAACAUUCCUGUGCCUCUAAAAAACAUAUUGUUUAGAAAUUCUUAUAAAUGAAAGAAAUGAGUUCGUCUUCCUCUCCUGUUGGUGCUUCAUGGCAAGAAAGAGCGAUAAUAUCGAUCUAAAAGUUCAUCCACGUCACCAACUGUUUAAAUAUCACAGUACACACGGUGGUUUCUUCUAUGGCCAAAAAGCUGUUUGGUUUCCAGCAGUUGGCGCGAGCUCUCAAAACUCUUAGCUACAUUAUUCUGAUGUAUAUAUCCUCCAUCAGCUUAACAUUUUAUAACAAAUGGCUACUGAAGCGGUUUCACUUUCCUUUAUCUGUCUCAGUGGUACACUAUGCAAUGGUAUUUGUCAUUGCAGCAAUUUUGAGAUUCCUUUGGGAAUUUAAGACAGGGAAGAAAAGAGUUAUUUUACCUUGGUCUGUGUACAUAAAAAGAGUUCUACCUACAGCAAUAGCUUGUGCUUUGGAUAUUGGGUUUUCUAACUGGAGCUUGAUGUUCAUCACAGUGUCAUUAUAUACCAUGACUAAAUCUACAAGCGUUGUCUUCAUUCUCAUGUUUGCUCUUGUUCUCAGACUAGAGCAUUGGAACUUCUCAUUAGUGGCUGUGAUCCUGUUAAUUGCUAGUGGCUUGUUUUUAUUCACUUAUGAGGCUACUGAAUUCAAUACUGAGGGAUUUCUCUUGGUGUUAACUGCAUCAGGACUGAGCGGCUUACGGUGGACGCUUGCACAGAUUUUAACACAGAAAGAAGAUUUAGGUCUUCACAACCCCCUUGAUACGCUUUAUCAUCUACAACCUUUUAUGACAUUAACCAUGAUUCCCCUGGCAUUUUACAUAGAGGGACAAAACUUAGCCAUGUCACCAAAGCUCUUCAGGGCUUCAGACAGUUAUACCUUAUGGGUGACCAUUGCCAUGGUGAUGUUUGGGUGUUUCUUAGCCUUCAUGAUCAGCGUUUCUGAGUUUCUUCUUCUCUCUCAUACAUCAAGCUUAACGCUGUCCAUAUCAGGAAUAUUUAAGGAAAUCUGUACAUUGUCUCUAGCCACUGAGUUUGCAGGGGAUAGAAUGACUACUGUCAACUUUUUUGGACUUGUCUUGUGUCUAAUUGGAAUUAGUGUCCAUGUUGUGGCAAAGGCAACAAGAGAUACAGAGAGUUUAAAGUUAGGGAAACACAAGAUAGAGGAACUCAAGUUGAAUGGUGAUAUUGAACUAAAAGGCCUGCUACUCACAGAUCAAGAUAAACAUGGAAGUGAUGAUGAUAAUGAAGAGUAUGAACUGAAUAUUCAUGAACAGAGAUAGAAGAGGCUAGGACCUCGGACAGGAAAUCAAGUUAUUUAUCUGUAAAAUUUCUAUUAAGACUUUCCUUAUGACAAUUAUUAUAGUUAUUAUAGGGAUAUUUUGAAAAUUAAAUUUAAGCUAACAAAUUAUUUCUUGAAUUGUAGAAAUGCUUGAUAUUACAUUUGUAUUAAAUGAAAAUUGUGAGGAUUUUGUUACAUAUGUAUUAUUUUAUUCAAGGAUGGGUAUUUUCCAGAGAUUUUGGGCUGGGUUGGUCAUAGAAAAAAAUUAUAUGAUAACUAAAAACAACACUCGAGAGUUUUCCUCCAAAAAAAAAAAAUUAUAAUAAUAAUAGAAAGAAAAUACUUUGACAACUGUACCAUUCAAACCAACUUUAAUAUUAUAUCCAACUGUUCUUUACAGUGCAUUAUGUAUUACUAUUUUCACAAAAUAUACCUCAGUAAAUACCUCCAGUUAAUAUUUUAGAACCAUUAAAUAUGAAGGAAUACCAGUCAAAACUUGAUUUUCCUUCAUUUUCUUCUUCAGAGAUUCAGAAGAUUGCACAGUGAAAAUUUUGAAAAUGAGUUCUUAAAUGUCACACUUGUACUCUAGAUCUGUGACUGAUAAUUAUAAUAUUAUAGUCAGAGCAAUUUUAAAGUGAGAGUUGAAAGUAAUCCCCAAUUCUUUGGUUUUACUUAACUUACUCUGUAUUUGGUCUAGAAAAUUUACAUCACCAUUUAAACCAAUCAGAUGCAACAGUAAAAUGUAUAUCUCCUUGGUCAUUAGAGUUUUUUUAUGCUUCCAGUGGUUUGCUUGUUUUUUACUUUCAGCUCUCAUUGGCUAAUGAUAAGGUAAACCUUUGUUCUCACUGGUUGCUGAGAUUACUUUGAAAACUGCUGUGAAAUGUUAAGCCCAACCAAUCAGAACAUGUGAAUAGCAUCUCCACAAUCAUCUCAGCAAUUAUACAGAUAUUAUAAUAAUAAUCAAAGUUCUGUCUAAUUUGAAAAGUGUUCCUUGGAUUUUGGGAACACUUGAAAAAAAAAAACUGAAAAAAACUAAAAAAAUCAAAAUAUUGUAAGUAAUUAAUUUAUUCUUUGGAAAAUUUAUUAUAGAAUUUUUUAAUAAUUAUUCCCAAUGAGGUUGUCAAAAACCAGAUAAAAUAUUACUACUACCUGGAGCAAAUAUGGGACUAUCAAAUAAAGGUUGCAAGUCCACAGUU